This is a messenger RNA of Trematosphaeria pertusa, 795 nucleotides long. RefSeq lists its product as uncharacterized. The transcript has a single exon. The record is from RefSeq and is a predicted model, not a curated record. Bases 1 to 795 code for a protein of 264 amino acids. NCBI's taxonomy places the organism in Eukaryota, Fungi, Ascomycota, Dothideomycetes, Pleosporales, Trematosphaeriaceae. Gene Ontology annotation, molecular function: metal ion binding.
AUGCACAAGCACGCACGCGACGAAUCCGCCUCGACUGCUGAAGAUCGCCCAUCGAAGUACCCCAAGCAGAGUACUACCGAGGUCGAGGCUGCCGAGUACAUCCCCGACAGCACGGUCUCCGCGGAAGAAUGGGCCGCGUUCGAUGAGUGGCUGAUGGCCGACAUUGGGGACUACAUUGCGGAAGCGGAAGCAGACGCGGCUGCUAAAGCCGGGCCGCUGUCUGAGUCUGCGCUGGAUGGAGAUGAGGGAGCGGAGGUGGAAGCGGAAGAAGGGAUGAGCAGUAGCGAGGAUAUGCAAGUGGCCGGCACUAGCGAGGAAGAGCAGCGGACAGGCGGUGAGGAACAGCCUACGAACGACAACAGCGACAGCAAAGCAGUAGAUGCGCCCACCGCUACCAGCGCUACCCAAGCUACCGCGCAAUCCCAACAGCCCAAGGAGGAAAAGCAACAGCCCACCACCAACAACAAAGCAGCCGACGCAUCCACCAACGCCAUCCAAGCCCCCCAAGCCACCACCCAGUCCCAGAAGCCAUGCCUCUGGGUAAACCGACCACAAGGCUGCCGCUUCGGCGCUACUUGCAAGUUCUCGCACGCUCACCAAGGACAAACAUGCCCGCAUAUCCUCGAGGGCGAGUACUGUCCAAAGCCGCAGCAAUGUUGCUACAAGCACACUUCCACGGGUUCUACACCUGCACAGGGCCAGGCGCAACAACCCAACAACGCUGCGCUGGUGAGCAGGCCUCGCACAUGGACGAAGAACGGGAAAGAAGGUAGAGGGGCUCGGAAAUGUUAUUAG